UUCAGAGAGUACUUCCUGAAGGGGACAAACCAGCAAUUACAGCCAAACAAGUACCUACUCCUGCAUCAAGUUCUAUUUUUGAAGCAACUUUUUAAAGCAACAGAAGAGCCUGAAACAAAAGAAAUAUAGCAUUUCCUAAAUAUACCAUUUCUUGAAGGAGCUAUUUUAACACAAGCAACUCAAAGAUAACUCUUUGUACCAAAAAAAGUUUCUAAAACAGCCUUUUGAUGGACACGAGUUUCUAAGUAUCAUGCUCACCACCGAGCUGUAAGAUGACCACCCUACACAAUCAAGCUCAACCUGGCCCUUCUAACAACUCACAUCCAGAUGAAUAUAAAAUCGCAGCCCUUGUCUUUUACAGCUGUAUCUUCGUAAUUGGAUUAUUUGUUAAUGUCACUGCCUUAUGGGUGUUCAGCUGUACCACUAAAAAGAGAACCACUGUAACCAUCUAUAUGAUGAAUGUGGCAUUACUGGACUUAAUAUUUAUAAUGAGCUUACCCUUUCGAAUGUUUUAUUAUGCAAAAGGUGAAUGGCCAUUUGGUGAGUACUUCUGCCAGAUUCUUGGGGCUCUCACGGUGUUUUAUCCAAGUAUUGCUCUAUGGCUUCUUGCUUUUAUUAGUGCCGACAGAUACAUGGCCAUUGUACAGCCGAAAUACGCCAGAGAACUUAAAAACACAUGCAAAGCCGUACUAGCUUGCGUGGGAGUCUGGAUAAUGACCCUGACAACCACCAUCCCACUCCUACUGCUCCACGAGGACCCAGAUAAAGCCUCCGCCCCCGCUACCUGCCUGAAGAUUUCUGACAUCAUCCACCUAAAAGCUAUGAACAUGCUGAACUUCACUCGACUGAUAUUUUUUUUCUUGAUUCCUCUGUUCAUCAUGAUUGGGUGCUACUUGGUCAUUAUUCACAGUCUCCUGCAUGGCAGGACAUCUAAGCUGAAACCAAAAGUCAAGGAGAAGUCGAUAAGGAUCAUCAUCACGCUCGUGGUACAGGUGAUCAUCUGCUUUAUGCCUUUCCACAUCUGCUUUGCCUUCCUGAUGCUAGAAGGGGAUGAUAACAGCUAUAAUCCCUGGGGAGCCUUUACCACCUUCCUCAUGAACCUCAGCACCUGUUUGGAUGUGAUUCUCUACUACAUUGUUUCAAAACAAUUCCAGGCUCGAGUCAUUAGUGUCAUGCUCUACCGAAACUACCUUCGGAGCAUGCGCAGAAAAAGCUUCCGUUCAGGAAGUUUAAGGUCACUAAGCAACAUAAACAGUGAAAUGUUAUGAAUGAUAAGUUUUUUGUCUUCAUUCUCUUUAAAUUCACUUUACUAGCUACCCUAGGGCCAGUGGGCAUUCUGUAUGAAACCAUCAAGUCUCUUAUCUCCUGAAAAAAAAAAAAAAACAAUAAACUUUAAAAAUUCUUCUGUGGGAUCUUAUUAUUGUGGCAACAUAGUCAAAUAUUUUGAAGUAUUCCAAUAAAUUCACAAUUUUUAUUUUUAAAACUUGAAUGAAACAUUUCAUGAGUUACCGGGUGAAAAAUAGUCAAUUUGUGUGUCAUAUUCAAGUCAGUAGGCAAAAAAAUCCCAGCUUCUGGUCAAAAUAAUUUGAUUAUGUUAUUAAAGUAUAAUUUGAGUAAA
Manis javanica (Malayan pangolin) is the source of this 1618-nucleotide messenger RNA. NCBI's taxonomy places the organism in Eukaryota, Metazoa, Chordata, Mammalia, Pholidota, Manidae. The record is from RefSeq and is a predicted model, not a curated record.